Molecule: messenger RNA, 765 nt
Organism: Priceomyces carsonii
Lineage: Eukaryota; Fungi; Ascomycota; Pichiomycetes; Serinales; Debaryomycetaceae
Exons: 1
Coding region: 1-765 (254 amino acids)
Source: RefSeq, a predicted model, not a curated record
AUGGACUUAUCUAAGUUGUCUUCCAAUCUUCCCCCUUCAGGACCAUUGAAUCAGACAUCCGUGGAUGAGUUAAAUAAAGAAUUAACAACAGAAUUUAGGAAUGCCGCAAAAUCUGUAGCGGCCCUAUAUAACACAGCAGUAUCCAACGAUGAUACUUCUAAACCCCAAGUUGAAUUUGCUAAUGCAGCUAAAUCUGUGGCAACAUUGUAUCGCCUCUCUAACAACUCAAGUUCAUUGCUUCACCAAAAGGGUUAUUUGGAAUGCCUUGACGAUAUACUAGAAGUUAUGACAAAUGGAGAGGACGUUGAGAAUUGGGUUCUUACUAAGAAAGCAGAGAUUAAUAAUAGUAAUACAGGUCUGGAACCAGAUCAUUCUGACAAUGCUAAUGAGAAUGGCAAAAUCAAUACCGAACAAAUCCAAAAAUCAUCUGGAAUUGCUAACGAGGAAUUUCAUAUACCUUCUAAUUAUGAUUUUUCCUUUGUUCUGGAUUUGAUUCCUGACCACCAUUUCAAACCUAGUUUCCCGCCAUUGUCGGUUACACAUUCUUUAAAGCAAAUGCAAAACUUUAAGAAUAUGAAAAAGGAUUUAAUCGCUCGAAAAAAAUGUCAAAUACUGACUCAUGACGAAGUUUCCAAUCGCAUAGAGACUACUCAUGACAGCGGCCCAACUGAAAAAUCAAAUGAUGGAGUUGAUGUUUUUAAAAAGCAAGACAAAGAAGAGUCUGUAAAGAAAAGAAGGAAAUAUAACCCGGCAUUAAAGAAUUAA